AUGGCGGAAGACGUCAUGGCACCUGAAGACUUGGGUGAAGACGUCGAGGAUGCCCAAAAUGAAUACCAACUUUGCCUGGCGAACCCAAGUCCGGCUCCCGAAAGCACCUCCCUGGUCCAAGAGGUCACCGGUGGCCCGGUUCAUGGACGCCUACUCCAAACGAUCCUGAAGCUCGGACGGACUUAUGGAGACCUGAUGAAGACGUUCGAAGAGAACCAGAAGGUCGAGGCCCAGCGGUUCCUGAAGCAGUUCAAGGACGAGAGAGCUCGACUACUGGACGACAAGGAUACGCGUCUGGUCGGGAUGGCUGAGGAACUGCAGCGGGCUGUGGAGGCCCACGAAGCUCGUCGCCAGGAUGACUACAAGAAGGCUCUGGUGUACCUACGCGAAUGUUACGACCGUGAGCUGGAGCUAGCGCGCUCGCAUGCAAAGACUGAAGCGACGGCUGUCCUGCAUGAAGAAUUGAAGAGACUUGAAGACUCCUGGAACGCCAGGAUGGAUCAAGUCACGAGGCGACUCAACUUUGACUGGGAGACGCAGAGGUCCCUGAUCCUCCAGGAGAAGAACCGUGAGCUCGAGACCAUGGCCAGGAAGCACUCCGACUAUGUUCAAGCCAUCCAGGAUGAGUCUGAACGUGUCCUACGGGCGACCAGGAUGGAGAGCAAUCACAGCCGAGAAGACGCCCUUAGCCGUUUGCACGAAGACCUAAGGAACACGAAGAGGUCUCACCAGGAAGAGCUCACGGUCCUGUUGGCUGAAGCCCGCCGUGAAAUCGACGCGAAGGAAUCGGCCUAUGAGGUGUGGGAAGCUCGCCGAACCCAGGAGAUCUCGACCCUGCGCGAAGAGAUCAACCGGGUGACCAUGGAACUGGACGCUGCCAGGUCCGCUCAACGACGGCAGGAAGUCCUGAAUCGCGUCAAUUCGACAUGCCGCAACUGUUCUGUCCUGCAGGACGCGAAGGACAAGCUCCAAGCCGAUGUCCAGGAUCUCGAGCGACGUCUCCAAGCUGCGCUCAACCGUCCUGUUCUGCCCUGUGGCCACUGCCCGGCGCUCCAAAAGGCGAACGAUGGCCUCCAGGGCUGGCUCCGUGGACUCGAACUUCGGCUCCAGGAAGCCGACAUGGAUCAGAAGUGCGUGGCCCAGCAGCUGGAAGGAACUCUUGAUUCUCUCCAGAACGCUGAACGACGUGUCCGGGAGACCCACGAGCUGCUCCUCCUGGAACGCGAGCAACACGAGAAGGACUUGGACGAGCACCAGGAGAGCAUGCGACAACUCGAGCACGAUGAGACCAACAUGGGCCUCCUGAACCAAUCUGAGGAACAGCUGAGGCGCGACCGGUACGCCCAUGAGACCCGGGCUAGGCACGAACUCGCGGAACUCGACCGGCAGAAGGCUCACCUCAACGUUGAGAAGCGUGAGUGGGAGUUAAGGAAGCAAGCGGAUCGAUUUCGACUCAGCUGGUCGCUGUCCGGGAAGAGCUCUGCGACAUUCGUGACGAACCCGUUGAUGUCCGCCUACUUUUCAGUCGCGUCGACACCUCGAUACGGUCACAAAGCAUCCCUGAUCGUCCAGACCCUUCAGCAUACCGAAGUGAUGACGGAAACCGAAGACCUCUGGGCGCCUCCUACCUACCCUGGCGGAUUGUCUGAACCCCAGCCGUUUGCACCCCCCCGGACGAGCUCGGCGGCCAACCCGGACGCUACGGGUCGAGUUGCCGGAAUCGUCGGGAGCUUGGGAACGAACUCGGUGCCAUACCGAAAGGACAGGACGGUCAGCGGGGAGCGGACGCCUCACGCCGUGGCAGAGGAUCGAGUCUCCCCGGAAGACACGAACCCCCGUCGGGAUACCCUGGACCGGGCGGAGAUGGCUACGGAGGUGGCGGUCCUGGCGACGAUGGACCUGGACGGCGCCGAGGCGGUUUCCCUGGCGAUGGCCGAGAUUUUACUCCGUGCUACCCUGGCGGAGGUGGAUGUGGCGGUGGUGGUCCCGGCGAUGGUGGUCCUCCUGGCGAUCCUUAUCAACCAGGCUCGUCCAGACCCCCUGCUGCGGGGGUUGCGCACGCAGGGCGACAGGCUCUGGCGGACGCCCGGAAGGUCCUAG
Aphanomyces invadans is the source of this 2100-nucleotide messenger RNA. RefSeq lists its product as hypothetical. Bases 1 to 2100 code for a protein of 699 amino acids. The transcript has 6 exons. NCBI's taxonomy places the organism in Eukaryota, Oomycota, Saprolegniomycetes, Saprolegniales, Verrucalvaceae. The record is from RefSeq and is a predicted model, not a curated record.